AUGGUGAAUGAUAAUGAAAACUUAGUAGCUAAAUCAAAAUCAUAUAGUUGGCAUUUUGGUAAACUACCACGAAUACAAGCUGAACAGUUACUUAAUAAUGAAUAUAGUGGAACUUUUCUUAUACGUGAAAGUGAACAUUUUCCAGGAGAUUUAACAUUAUCAAUUAGAGAUGAAAUUAAAAUUCAACAUUAUAGAAUUAAAUAUGAUGGAAUAAAUAAAACUUAUACAAUCGAUGAUGAAACUUUCUUUUCUAAUCUUAAUUUACUUGUUCAGCAUUAUGAAUCUGAUGCUGAUGGUCUAUGUUGUCGUUUAGAAAAAUCGUUGAAUAAUAAACAUGAUACAAUUGUUUCGAUGAAAAUUGGAAAAACAGUGUCACCUGUUGUAAGUGUUUCACCUGAAGUAUCAUCGACGAUUUAUUAUAACGAAUUGCAAAUUGGAAAACUUGUUGGAUCUGGUGAAUUUGCUGAAGUUUAUGAAGGAACGUAUAGAAAAUCUCGUGUUGCUGUUAAAAUGUUAAAAGAACCAAAUUCUGCAACAAGCUUUCUUCAUGAAGCUGAUAUCAUGAGUAAAUUGAAACAUCGAAAUUUGGUUGAACUGUUGGGUAUAGUUCGAAAAUCCGAUAAUAUUAUUUAUUUAGUUACUGAAUUCAUGGCUAAAGGUUCACUUCUUCAUUAUUUAACAACACGUGGUAGAACAGUGAUUUCUCAAAGUGAUUUAGUUGAUUUUGUUAUGUAA
Messenger RNA from Rotaria sordida, 735 nucleotides. The record is from the annotation of a GenBank genome assembly. Lineage: Eukaryota; Metazoa; Rotifera; Eurotatoria; Philodinida; Philodinidae.